Lotus japonicus is the source of this 1062-nucleotide messenger RNA. RefSeq names its product F-box/kelch-repeat protein At3g06240-like. Bases 1 to 1062 code for a protein of 353 amino acids. NCBI's taxonomy places the organism in Eukaryota, Viridiplantae, Streptophyta, Magnoliopsida, Fabales, Fabaceae. The transcript is spliced from 4 exons. The record is from RefSeq and is a predicted model, not a curated record.
AUGUAUCCAACUGGUUUUGGGUAUGACAAAUCAACGGAUGACUACUUGCUCGUUCUUAUGAUGGUGAUUCCUGAAGACUAUUAUCCACAGGAUGUACCUGAUUUUCCUACUACCAUUCGCAUUUUUUCCAUGAAAAAAAAUUCCUGGUUUAACCAGGAGGGUACUUAUGCUCAAUAUGUGGAUAUGGGUUGUGCUGAUCUCAAAAUUGCGGCCUUCUUGAACGAUGCCCUGCACUUGAAGAACCCUUCUCUCUUCUCCAAUCUCCCUGAAGAGUUGAUUCCACAGAUUCUACUGAGAGGAUUUACACUUGUAGCCUAUGAAUGUGGUAAUACCAUUAUAUGGAAUCCAUCAACUGGUUCCCAGAGACGAAUUGAAGGACAAGAUAACCUUGGUGAGGCCAUGUUGGAAUAUCUAACUGGUUUUGGCUAUGACACCUCAACUGAUGACUACUUGCUAGUUCUUAUAGGAAUGAUGCAUUUUGACCGCGAAGAUUAUUUAAGAGUUGGGUCCUACUUGAAUGAGGCUCUGCAUUGGUUGGUUAUGUCUUAUGAUACAAAGCUUGAAGUGAUUAUUGCCUUUGAUUUGGUACAGCAUGGUUUGUCAGAGAUUCCUUUGUCACAUAAUUUAGCCAGGAAAUUGAAACAUAAACCAUAUUAUUUGAGGGUCUUGGGAGAAUGUCUUAGCCUAUGUUACCUGGGUAACAUGGAUUCAAUGGCUGAGAUUUGGAUGAUGAAAAAAUAUAAAGUGCGGUCUUCUUGGACUAAGGUAUUUGCUUUUUCUACUUGUAACAUUCCCAAAAAUGUCUUUUUUCCAAUAUGUUUCACCAAACAUGGUGAAAUUUUUGGAUCAAAUGGCACUGGAAGGUUAAUGAUACUUAAUGACAAAGGAUGGCUGCUUGAUCAGUGCUCUCUUUGGCCGGCACCUGAUAGACUACAAUUUAUUCACGUAGAUUGUGGUAUGUAUAGAGAGAGUUUACUAUCACUCCCUAAUGACUUUGAAGAAGCAAGUGAAGAUGACCAACUGACGAAUGCCUUGGAGGAAGCAAGUAAAGAUGACCGAUAG